UGAAUGAUUUCCACCUACUUGCAAGCCUUCUCCCUGUCAUUCUCACGCUUCUCCUUUCUCUCUGCCUUCAGCCUUUCCUUUGCCACUCCAUUGUAUCCAUCAAAUCUCUCCACGUGCAUCCACAUCCUCCCUCCAUCCUCCCCUCCCAGCAUACCUUGCUCAUGGAUUCCGGGCCUCUGUGGGAUGCCACCCCCACUCCCUGGGGCACCCUCUCUGCCCCCAAUGCCACAACACCCUGGUUGGGCCGGGAUGAGGAGCUGGCCAAGGUGGAGAUCGGAGUCCUGGCCACUGUCCUGGUGCUGUCCACUGGGGGCAACCUGGCUGUGCUGCUGACCCUGGGCCAGCUGGGCCGCAAGCGCUCCCGCAUGCACCUGUUCGUGCUGCACCUAGCCCUGACAGACCUGGCCGUGGCACUCUUCCAGGUGCUGCCCCAGCUGCUGUGGGACAUCACCUACCGUUUCCAGGGCCCCGACCUCCUGUGCAGGGCCGUCAAGUACCUGCAGGUGCUCAGCAUGUUCGCCUCCACCUACAUGCUGCUGGCCAUGACGCUGGACCGCUACCUGGCUGUCUGUCACCCCCUGCGCAGCCUCCAGCAGCCCGGCCAGUCCACCUACCUGCUCAUCGCUGCUCCCUGGCUGCUGGCCGCCAUCCUCAGCCUUCCUCAAGUCUUCAUUUUUUCCCUGCGGGAGGUAAUCCAGGGCUCAGGGGUGCUGGACUGCUGGGCAGACUUCCGCUUCCCUUGGGGGCUACGGGCCUACCUCACCUGGACCACCCUGGCUAUCUUCGUCCUGCCGGUGACCAUGCUCACGGCCUGCUACAGCCUCAUCUGCCAUGAGAUCUGUAAAAACUUAAAAGUCAAGACACAGGCCUGGCGAGUGGGAGGAGGGGGCUGGAGGACUUGGGACAGGCCCUCACCUUCCGCCUCAGCUGCCACCACUCAGGGGCUGCCAUCUCGGGUCAGCAGCAUCAACACCAUCUCACGGGCCAAGAUCCGAACCGUGAAGAUGACCUUUGUCAUCGUGCUGGCCUACAUCGCUUGCUGGGCUCCCUUCUUCAGUGUCCAGAUGUGGUCCGUGUGGGACGAGAAUGCCCCUAAUGAAGAUUCCACCAAUGUGGCUUUCACCAUCUCCAUGCUUCUGGGAAGCCUCAACAGCUGCUGCAACCCCUGGAUCUACUUGGGCUUCAACAGCCACCUGCUACCGCGGCCCCUGCGUCACCUUGCCUGCUGUGGGGGUCGCCAGCCCAGGAUGUGCCGGCGGCUCUCUGAUGGCAGCCUCUCGAGCCGCCACACCACGCUGCUGACCCACUCCAGCUGCCCGGCCACCCUCAGCCUUAGCCUCAGCCUAACCCUCAGCGGGAGGCCCAGACCUGAAGAGUCACCAAGGGACUUGGAGCCGGUGGAUGGGGAAGCCACCGAGGAGACCAUCAUCUUUUAGGAAAGACUCGCUGGGGUCUGGCAUUGCCCCCAGGACUAGUGGAGGUUCUCUGCCAACCUCAGGCACUGGUCAUGAGAGCUGGGAGGGUGAGGGUUGGAGUUAGAGGAGCCCUGUCUGAAGCGGGGUGAAAAGGCCAGAGUGGGCCCCCUAUCCUGGUGUCAUAGCUGCCCCAAGAGUGAAGGCUGCCUCAUGAGCUCCCAAUCUCAGAUGCUGGCAGUCGGGGAGAAUCAAACUGCCUGUCUCCCUGUUCCUGCCAUAUUCACAGGGUGUCCACACACACAUGGUGUCCCAGAUCUAGGCAGGCCUAGGAUGGUGCCAUCUAGGGAUCCACGGGGGGCAGGAACCCAGAGGUUGGCCUUGUGCUCUGGCUACCUGUCUCCAUUCUAACCUAACUGGCACAUCUCAGCCUAACCAGGAGAGGGAAGAAGUGAAAAACUGUGAAGAGGACUCUAUUUGGAUCCUGGAUUUUUUUUUUUUUUUUUUUGAUAGAGAGAA
Molecule: messenger RNA, 1931 nt
Organism: Rhinopithecus roxellana (golden snub-nosed monkey)
Lineage: Eukaryota; Metazoa; Chordata; Mammalia; Primates; Cercopithecidae
Gene: AVPR1B
Product: arginine vasopressin receptor 1B
Exons: 2
Coding region: 162-1436 (424 amino acids)
Biological process (GO): G protein-coupled receptor signaling pathway; positive regulation of vasoconstriction; regulation of systemic arterial blood pressure by vasopressin
Cellular component (GO): membrane
Molecular function (GO): vasopressin receptor activity; peptide binding
Source: RefSeq, a predicted model, not a curated record